AUGGUAACUUUAAAGAGAUACCGAGACAACUAUGUGAAGAUAGACUGUAAGGAAAUGGCCUGCGGGUGUGGCUCAGUGGCAGAGCUCAUGCUACAGGUGUCACUUAUGGACAUGUUAGACAAGGGCUUGCCAGAUCUGGGCCUUACUCUGGGCCUGGAGGUGUGGCUCAGUGGCAGAGCUCAUGCUACAGGUGUCACUUAUGGACAUGUUAGACAAGCCUGCAACCACUGGUCCCUGCCCUACAGCCUGGCGCCGGGCCGCAAGUAUGCGGGGCGCAGCGGCUCCCGCUACACCGUCUACGACGUGGUCUUCCACCCGGACGCCCUAGCGCUGGCCCGGGGCCACGAGCGAUUCCGCGCAAUGCUGGACGCCACGGCCCUGGAGGCGGUGGAGCAGCAGUUCGGCGUCAGGCUGGACCGCAGGAACGCCAAGACCCUGAAGAUCAAGUACAAGGGGAUGCCGGAGGCUGCGGUGCUCCGCACGCCCCUUCCCGGGGGCGUCCCUGCCCAGCCCGAGGGGGAGCCGCCCGAGCUUCUCCCGGACCUGCAGUACCCGUACCCGUACCGCUACCCCGAACUAGGCCUCGGGGAAGGGCCCCCUCCUGGGGACCGAAGCCCCCCUUGCACCGCGUUCCCGGGCUGCGACACCGAGUCCCGCGCGGGAAGCCCCGGGCUGUGCGGAGACCUCAAUGCCCAGACGUGUGAGGAGCAGGAGGGGCGCUGCCACGACGCCUCGGGCUCAGCCAUGGGUGGCUCCGGAGCCGGGAGCAUCGGACCAUUGUGCCCUCCUUUGCAGUGCAAUCAGGACGAAGACUCCUUGACUUUGCUCAUCCAAGUGCCUCAGAUUCAGCCGCAAAGUCUUCACGGGGACCUGAGCCCCCUCCGAUACAAUUUGUGCUUCUCCACACAAGACUCAGGCUAUUGCUUCACUUUGCAGUUUGCUCCAGAGAAUAAAUUGAGUACCAGAGAACCCGUGAUUAGCAUUUCUUUAAACAAUGCGGUGAUAGUACUGGCAAAAUCUCCGGAGAGCCGUGGACACUGGCGAGAAUGGUAUUGUGGCUUGAACACCGACUCUUUGGAGGAAAGAUUGUUUCUUGAUGAAGAAAAUGUUAAUGAGUUUCUUGAAGAGGUCCUGCAUUCCCCGUUGACACAGGAGAGGUCCCUAGCCCCCCCACCAUUGAUUGAAGUUCUUCAGGUUACAGAUGAGAAGAUUCAGAUUCAUGCAAAGUUGCAAGAAUGUAGUGGUCCUGAUGGGCUUCAAGGAGAGGAAAAAGGAGUCAGUGAAGGAUGUCCUCUAAGUGAAAAGGGAGACACAGAACAUUUUACCACCUCUACCACUGAUUCCGAUUCAUCUGUAGCAGUUGAAGCAGUAAAAACAAACACUUGUGGCUCAGCUGUGGGCCCUCAACACAUUUGUCCUGAUCUUCCUCACAUGCUGUCUGGAAAACCUCAGCAACCGGAGGCAAAAACGGACCCUGAGUUUAUAAAAGAAAACGAUGCUACCUACUCAGCAGAGGAAAAGGAAAAUAUAAAAGAGCCAGUCAUAACUAAAGAAAAAGAAUUAGAUGGAGAUCACCUGUCUUCAUUACUGGACAAAACGGCAGUUCAAGACAAAGCUGACUUUGAGAGCAUCAAAGAAACCAAUAUGCAGGAUGGUAGUGUGCAGAUUAUUAAAGAUCACACAACUCAAUGUGCAUUCAGUUUCCAGAACUCUUUGCUGUAUGAUUUGGAUUAAUUGUAUGUAAUUUUGAAAUUUAAAAGUUGAGUAAUAAAAAUUGGGGAUCUAAAAUA
Messenger RNA from Cricetulus griseus (Chinese hamster), 1790 nucleotides. The record is from RefSeq and is a predicted model, not a curated record. NCBI's taxonomy places the organism in Eukaryota, Metazoa, Chordata, Mammalia, Rodentia, Cricetidae.